Messenger RNA from Haliaeetus leucocephalus (bald eagle), 2311 nucleotides. It is a transcript of the gene CNPPD1, whose product is annotated as cyclin Pas1/PHO80 domain containing 1. Gene Ontology annotation, cellular component: cyclin-dependent protein kinase holoenzyme complex; nucleus. Gene Ontology annotation, biological process: regulation of cyclin-dependent protein serine/threonine kinase activity. The record is from RefSeq and is a predicted model, not a curated record. The transcript is spliced from 8 exons. Gene Ontology annotation, molecular function: protein kinase binding; cyclin-dependent protein serine/threonine kinase regulator activity. Lineage: Eukaryota; Metazoa; Chordata; Aves; Accipitriformes; Accipitridae. The coding region runs from base 141 to 1457 and encodes 438 amino acids.
GAAGAGGAAGGCGGGAGGCGGGACUCGGCCUAGCAGCGGUUCCGCCACCCCGCUCCGGUCACCGGACCCGGACCCGGCCUCGGCUUCGGAGCAGCCCGGCACCCCGGAGGGGACCCGGCAGCCCCUGCCCCGGGGGCGGGAUGGAGCUGGACGGGCUGCUGCUGGACGAGGAGGGUACCUUCUCCCUCAGCGGAUUCCAGGAGUUCACGUUCCUGCCCAGGCACCAGCAGCUGAGCGAGAGAGUGCGGAAGCGUCUCUAUUAUGGCUGGGACAAAGAUUGCAGCCUGGAUAAUCUCUCCAGCCCCAUGGCAGAUAUUGCUGUGGAGUUGCUGCAGAAUGUGGCUCCCAGCCCUAUCCGUAGACUCCAGAAGAAAUAUGUCUCUCACGUGUCUCGGGAAGCUUGCAUCUCGCCCUGCUCCAUGAUGCUGGCACUGGUUUACAUUGAGAGACUCCGGCACCGGAACCCUGAAUACCUCCAGCAGAUCUCAUCUUCAGACCUCUUCCUGAUCUCCAUGAUGGUUGCUAGUAAGUACCUGUAUGAUGAGGGUGAGGAAGAGGAGGUGUUCAACGACGAGUGGGGAGCAGCAGGAAAGGUGGACGUCCAGACCAUGAACACACUGGAGAUGAACUUCCUGAGUGCCAUUGACUGGAGUCUCUACACAGAUCCCCGGGAGCUGUUUGAAGUGCUGAGCUGGCUGGAAGGACGCGUGGCAGAAAAGCAGGGCAUGUGGCGUGGCUGGUUCACCUACACGGAUCUCUGUGUCCUCAUGGAGCAGUCCAUGUGGCAGCAUGUGCUGGGCCAGUUCUACCAGCAAGUGGUAAAGCUGGCCUGCCUCCUGGGCGUGGUGUACCUGACCGGCUUCGCUGCUGUCUUCGCCUCCGUCACAGUGGUGCACGGGUCUGUGUGCAUGAGGAGUGUCAGCCUUGCAGCCCCCCGGCCUGCGCUGUUCUCUGAGGAGGGCAGCUGCCAGCUGGAUGCCCAGCCAGCCCCAGCCCCUGACCAGCCCCAGCCCAAGCUGCCUGACGUCUCCCCAGCCAGCAGCACCCGUUGCCCGGGGGAGAACGAGACGACCAAGGAGCCAUGUCGUGGGGGUGUCACAGCAACUGCGCUCUACCUGUGGAGCAGUGUGAUGACGGCUCUGUCCUAUCCAAAGGCACCUGAUCUAGCCCAACAUAGGAGCACCCCGCAAGGCCCCUUCCGGAGAGUACCCACCACCUGUGAGAGGUCUAACCGUACUGCCCCCACUGCAGCCCCCCAUCAGCCUGGCACCUUCGGACUCGCCAUGCUUCCGGCUCCUCCAGCACUCCACUGCCAUGCCUGCUCAGCCAGUGCAGGCCCCGCAUGGGAUGCAGCCCCCAACCGCAAGGACUGGCUGCACCCCCUGGGGCUGAGGCAGUGCUCCUUGCACACUGCCAUGGAUCUUGGUAGAAUCAAGAGCUUCAUUUUUCCCAGCUAGGAGCACAGGGCAGCAGCCCCUUUCCCCUUCCCUCCUAGUGUGGCACAACUCACUUCCUUGCACUGCUAGGACCCUUGAUCCCUGGGGCUGCAUGGGGCUGCAGGCCCCUGUGUUACUUCCAAACCAGCAUUUGUGUCCCCCCACCCAGGGCAGGGGUAUCCUUCACUUUGGGGGCUGCUGGGACAGGUUGGGGCGGAGUUGGCUUGCUGUUGGAGUGCUGGGGUGGGAAGCUGCUAGCUGGAGGGCAGAAAUGGGGUGCCCUUGGGCGGGGGUGCUAGGGCAAGGGAGAUGUUGUACCUCUUCCUACAGCGAGCGGGUGGCUCUUUGUGGUGCUGGGCAGAGGUGGUGUGUGGGAUGUAGGAUGCUGGGGUUGUGUGUGCAGGGUGGAGGGGCUGGGGCAGUGACCCCAGUGGAGUGGUGGGGUGCUCCAGGAGGAGGUGGGGUGCCUGGGUGAGGGGAGAGGAGGUCAAAGGAGGGGGGAGUGAGCAGCCUAAGCUGUCUGGCCAUAAGCAGCAGUUCCCCUUGGGGGCUGCCAGGCCACUUCUUGGGGAGGCGCAAGGGUCACACCACGAGGGGAUCCUGAUGUGGCUGUGCCCCAGGGAAAGGUUGUGCCCUGCUGAGCUUGGAGGUGGUGAAGUGUGGUUAAGGCUGAGCUUCCUUAUCCUGCUUGUGUUGGGUGUUCUGAAACUGGGGUGCUCUGUGACCCCCAUCCCAAAGCCCAGCUGUCUGUGGCUGUGAGCAAACAGUGCCUGACUGCUCCUCGGGGUGGGGAGAAGGCACCUUGUCUUGCUGACCAGCCCAGCUCAUCGUGCCCCUUCUUUUUACUGUGGAUUUUACACCUGUUUUUCACUCUU